Messenger RNA from Parnassius apollo (apollo), 1869 nucleotides. NCBI's taxonomy places the organism in Eukaryota, Metazoa, Arthropoda, Insecta, Lepidoptera, Papilionidae. The record is from the annotation of a GenBank genome assembly.
AUGUCAAGUAGUGCGAAAAGGUCGGGUGUUUGGAAAUACUUUGUGGAGGUUGAUAAAAACAAAUCUAAGUGUAAUUUGUGUGGAGUUCAACUAUCACGUGGAGGUAUGGGAAAAACUGCGACUACUUCGUCCAUGAAAAGACAUUUGCAGACUAAACAUAAGUCGGAGUAUGAAGAGGUUUUUGGUACUACAAGUAUUGCUUCAAGUAGCAAAGAAUUUGUCUCUCAGUCCAGUCAAUCACAAGUGAGUGGUUUUUUGAAGCAGCCGUCUUUAGAAGAUAUGUUAGAAAAGAAAAAGUUGUGGGAUAUUAAUGAUUCUAGAGCAAAGAGGUGCCAUUAUUUAAUCGGUGAAAUGAUCGCAGUGGAUAACGAGCCAUUUUCUAUCGUGGAAAGUCAUGUAGGGUUUCGCCGGUUUGUCAAUAAUAUUUUACCGCAGUACGAGAUACCAAGCCGAAUAUAUUUUAGCGAAAAUGUAAUUCCAGAUAUAUAUAACAAAGUGGUGAACAAUAUCAAGUCAAGAUUGGCACCGGUCAACCACAUCUCUUUUACUACAGACAUGUGGACAUGUCAAACUAACAAAACUUGUUUCCUCAGUUGUACUGCCCAUUGGUUAGAAGAAAGUUAUAUGCUUGGUCAUGCAGUGCUAGAUAUAAAGGUUUUCCCAGAGAGUCAUACGGCAGAAAACAUAAAGAAAAGCUUACUCGAUUCGGUUUCCGAUUGGAACAUACCAGCUACGAAAGUACGUGCCGUUGUACAUGACAAUGCAGCAAAUAUAACAAAAGGUGUGAAAGACGCAAACUUCCCUUCUUUUCGUUGUUUUAUUCACACUCUGCAAUUAGUAAUUAAUGACGCUAUAGACGCUAAUACUUCUGUUAAAGAAACAAUUUCUGCUGCUCGACGAAUCGUGACACAUUUCAAUCACAGUGGUUAUAACAAACUUCACGAGAUUCAAGAGGAACUUGGCCUUCCAAAAAAGAAACUACAUCAAGAUGUUAUUACCAGAUGGAACUCAACUUAUUAUUUACUGGAACGUAUUAUUGAACAGAGACGAGCUAUUUCUGUCUACUUCGCAGAAUCUCGAAAUUUGAAUUUUGAAAACUUGUCAAGCGAUCAAUGGGAAAUAGUGUUGCAGUUAAUCAUAUUAUUGAAACCUUUUGAAGAAGUGACGAAAAUAACUAGUAGCACGUAUUCUCCUAUUUCCGAUGUAAUUCCGCAUGCUGUCACAUUGAUGAGAUAUUUACGAAAAGAAGAACUGUCGGAGAAAACGUAUCAAGUUGAUGAUUUUAGAAAUGCCCUCCCGGAUAUCACGCAAAAACUAACGGAGCGCAUAGAUGACCUGAAGCAAAAAAUCGCUGCUUGGGGGAAGCGGAUUCGACGAUUUAGCGAGAGGUCAAGGCGGUUUAACCAGAAUCGUCUCUUCCAGAGUGAUCAGAAGAGGCUCUAUAAAUUAUUGGAGCGACCAGAGGUAUGUGGAGCGGGCCCAGGACCGGAUCAGGCUGACACAGUCGCAUUUUGGCGUGGCCUGUGGUCAGAGCCCGUAAACCACAGCGAGUGCCCUUGGAUGGAAGUUGUGGCGAGCCAGAGUGCAAGUGUUACGUCUAUGGACCCCGUCACCAUAACGCCUGAAGACGUGGCUGAGGCGGUCCAUAGGGCUCCGAACUGGAAAAGUCCGGGGCUCGACGGGCUGCAUCAUCACUGGCUGAAGGGGUUCGUAGUGUGUCACGCUGUGCUCGCCCGACAGUUUCAAGUGGCUCUCGAUCAGAAGUCGCUCCCGAGUCUCUUCACUACUGGGAUCACUCAUUUGGUUUCUAAAGAUCAGGAUACCACAGAGCAAAUACCGUCCCAUCACGUGUCUACCCACCAUAUAUAA